AUGUUUUUAAAGCUAUUGGAGCAAGCAGAGAAAGUGUUCGGAUCCAACAAUGGAGUGAAAGCUGCUUACUUCAAACAAAGCGUCAAGGAGGAAGUCGAGGAGGAGAAGGUCGAGAAGUCUAGAUCUACUAUUGGUGCAGCGGUGGUCGCGGGUUGUGAGGAGGAAGAGGACUACCAGAGGUGGCGGUGGCAGUGGAACAGAGAUUAG
Messenger RNA from Sphenostylis stenocarpa, 207 nucleotides. Lineage: Eukaryota; Viridiplantae; Streptophyta; Magnoliopsida; Fabales; Fabaceae. The record is from the annotation of a GenBank genome assembly.